This is a messenger RNA of Coccidioides posadasii C735 delta SOWgp, 1860 nucleotides long. It is a transcript of the gene HXK1, whose product is annotated as hexokinase A. Gene Ontology annotation, cellular component: cytosol; mitochondrion. Lineage: Eukaryota; Fungi; Ascomycota; Eurotiomycetes; Onygenales; Onygenaceae. The record is from RefSeq and is a predicted model, not a curated record. Gene Ontology annotation, molecular function: glucokinase activity; fructokinase activity; D-glucose binding. Gene Ontology annotation, biological process: glucose metabolic process; intracellular glucose homeostasis; glycolytic process.
UGAAGUCUUCUUGCUCCCUUGUUCUCAGAAUCGCCCAGAUAAUACGGAGUAGCUGUCGGUCAAUUGCACAGUUGCGAGAGAUCUCACACACUCUCUCGACAUCCGUUGAUCUUUUUGCAAGUCAUUUCAUUUUCCUUGACUGCGGGGUCGUCGCUUUCGCAGUAUCAGAAAGAUUCAAGAAUGACGGUCACCACUCCUCGCCGAAGGCCGUCCCGGAAGGGAUCAAUGGCCGAUAUGCCAAAGGACCUGCUCGAGCAGGUGAAGGAGCUCGAGGAGCUCUUCACAGUCGACCAGGCUCGGUUGAAGAAAAUCGUGGACCACUUUGUAAAAGAGCUGGAGAAAGGUCUCAGUGUACAGGGUGGGAACAUCCCUAUGAAUGUCACUUGGGUUAUGGGCUUUCCCACUGGCCAUGAACAGGGUACGUUCCUCGCGCUUGAUAUGGGCGGUACCAACCUCCGUGUCUGCGAGAUCUUCCUUUGCGAGAAGAAGGGUGAAUUCGACAUCACUCAGUCCAAAUAUCGCAUUCCGGAGGAGUUGAAGAGCGGCAAUGCCGAUGACCUCUGGGAAUACAUCGCCGAUUGUGUUCAGCAGUUCAUUGAAUACCACCAUGAGGAGGAAAAUUUGCCGGACCUACCCCUGGGCUUCACCUUCUCCUAUCCCGCUACUCAGGAGUAUAUUGACCACGGUGUGUUACAACGAUGGACUAAGGGCUUUGAUAUUGACGGCGUGGAGGGUGAGGAUGUUGUGCCUAUGUUAGAAGCGGCCCUUGCAAAGAGGGGUCUCCCGAUCAAAGUCGCUGCCUUGAUCAAUGAUACCACCGGAACUCUGAUCGCCUCUGCUUACACUGAUCCUGAGAUGAGGAUUGGCUGCAUCUUCGGAACAGGAGUUAACGCGGCAUACAUGGAGAAUGCGGGAUCCAUCCCAAAAAUCGCUCAUUACAACCUUCCCCCUGAUAUGCCCAUCGCCAUUAACUGUGAAUAUGGUGCCUUUGAUAACGAGCGUGUGGUACUUCCGUUGACUCAAUAUGACGUCGUGAUUGACCGUGACUCCCCGCGGCCCGGGCAACAGGCCUUCGAAAAGAUGACCGCCGGUCUGUAUCUUGGCGAAAUCUUCCGGCUGGUCCUUCUAGACCUUAUUGACAACAAAGGCAAUCUCAUUUUCGAAGGCCAGGACGUCAGCAGCCUCCGGAAACCGUACUGCCUAGACUCUUCCUUCCUGGCGUACAUCGAAGAAGAUCCUUUCGAGAACUUGUCUGAAACCAGGGACCUUUUCGAGCGCAAUCUUGGAAUCAAGGCCACCAAGCCUGAGCUUGAGCUCUGCCGCCGCCUAGCAGAACUUAUUGGUACUCGCGCUGCGCGCCUCUCCGCUUGCGGUGUCGCGGCCAUUUGCAAAAAGAAGAAUAUCAAAUCUUGCCAUGUUGGAGCUGACGGUUCCGUCUUCAACAAAUAUCCCCAUUUCAAGGCCCGCGGAGCCAAGGCACUUCGUGAGAUCCUCGACUGGGCUGAUGAUGAGGAAGAUAAAGUCAUUAUAUGCUCUGCCGAGGACGGUUCUGGUGUUGGUGCCGCACUGAUCGCAGCGCUGACGCUCGAGAGAGUUAAGCAGGGAAAUCUAGCCGGCAUUCGAAAGACAGACACGAUGAAGAAGCUGCUGUGAAUUUUUCCCUCUUUCCUUGUUGCUCGUUUUCUUUUGGUGUCGUUCAUACAGCGGAUAUUAUGAUAUCCCCAUACAUACAGAGGUUGGAUUUGCUUCUUUAAUUGGCUGAUUUGGUGUUUACUUAGCUUGAAAGGCGCUAUUGGCCCUUAUAGAGUAUUAUUUUUCUGAAAUAUCACAACUAUAGAUCGCAUAUACCUCUAAUAGAAG